AUGUCUUGCAGAGUCAGCGUCUUGGUCGGAGCUCCGAAAGCCAACACUAGCCAGCCAGACAUAGUGGAAGGAGGUGCCGUCUACUAUUGCCCUUGGCCGGCCACUGAGUGCAAACCGAUCCCUUUUGAUAAUACAAACAACAGGAAAAUCAAAGGCAAUGGUACACGGGAACCCAUUGAAUUUAAAUCAAAUCAAUGGUUUGGAGCAACAGUGAGAGCUCAUAAAGGAAAAGUUGUGGCUUGUGCUCCCCUGUAUCACUGGAGGACCCUGAAGCCUACGCCUGAAAAGGAUCCGGUUGGCACCUGCUACGUAGCAAUUCAGAAUUUCAGUGCCUACGCCGAGUAUUCUCCUUGUCGCAAUAACAAUCCAGAUCCUGAGGGACAAGGAUUCUGUCAAGCAGGAUUCAGCUUAGAUUUUUAUAAGAAUGGAGACCUCAUAGUGGGAGGACCUGGCAGCUUUUAUUGGCAAGGUCAAAUUAUCACCAGCAGCGUAGCAGAUAUUAUCACAGAUUAUUCGUUCAAGAAUAUUUUAAGAAAACUAUCUCGAGAAAAACAAACUGGAGUUGCACCAUCGAUAUACGAUGACAAUUAUCUGGGAUACUCAGUGACUGCUGGUGAAUUUACUGGAGAUUUUCAGCAAGAGAUCGUUGCUGGAAUCCCGAGAGGUGCACAGAACUUUGGCUAUGUUUCAAUUAUUAAUUCCACAGAUUUGACCUUCAUUCAGAAUUUCACUGGAGAACAGAUGGCAUCUUACUUUGGAUAUACUGUUGCAGUAUCGGAUGUUAACAAUGAUGGAUUGGAUGACAUCCUAGUUGGGGCCCCUCUCUUUAUGGAACGUGAAUUUGAGAGCAACCCUAAGGAAGUUGGGCAGGUUUAUUUAUAUCUGCAAGAGAGUGCCUUGUACUUCAGAGAAGCACAGACGCUGUCUGGCACAGAUGUGUUUGGUAGAUUUGGCAAUUCCAUUGCACAUCUUGGAGAUCUGAAUCAGGAUGGAUACAAUGACAUUGCAAUAGGUGCACCAUUUGCAGGAAAAGACAGCAGGGGGAAAGUACUCAUUUAUAAUGGAGUCAGGAAUGGGUUAAAUCCUAACCCUUCCCAGAUUCUCAGUGGCAUGUGGGCCUCCCAAACCUUGCCUGCGGGAUUUGGUUUUACACUAAGAGGGGACUCUGACAUAGACAAGAAUGAUUAUCCAGAUUUAAUUGUUGGUGCAUUUGGAGCUGGAAAAGUAGUUGUUUACAGAGCAAGACCAGUUGUGACAGUGGAUGCUCGGCUCUUGCUGUCCCCAGUGAUCGUAAAUCCAGAAAAUAAAACUUGUCACCUUCCUGGAGCUAUGACUUUAGUGGCUUGUUUUACUGUAACAGUCUGUAUGGCUUUUGAAGGUCAAGGCCUUUCAGAUGAAAUAGCUUUGAAAGCUGAACUGCAGCUAGAUUCGUUAAAACCAAAAGGAGGCGUGAAGCGGACCCUCUUCUUCGACUACCAUCAGUCUCAGCUUGUCUUUCAGUUUAUUAUAGACAGGUCGCAGCGGCUCAAUUGCAAGGACUUUGUGGUUUAUCUCAAAGAUGAAACGGAGUUUCGAGAUAAAUUGUCCCCAAUUGGCAUUAGUUUGAAUUACAGCUUGGAUGAAUCCACUUUUUCCAGUGGUUUUGCUGUAAACCCAGUAUUGAACUAUUACCAGGAAAGCAACGUUGGAGAGAAAGCUUACAUUCUUGUGGAUUGUGGAGAGGACAACUUAUGCAUUCCUGACUUGAAACUUUCCGCUGUGCCAGAUAGAGAUCGUAUCGUAAUUGGGGAAGAAAACUGUGUCAUGCUUUUGAUAAAUUCAAGAAAUGAUGGUGAAGGAGCUUAUGAAGCUGAGUUGCAUAUAAAGAUACCUCCGGAGGCAGAUUACACUGGUGUUGAACGGAACAACAAGGCCUUGCGUGUGCUGAGCUGCGAUUACAAGAUGGAAAAUGAAACUAGAAUGGUGAUUUGUGACCUUGGGAACCCCAUGGCAGCUGGAACAAAUUUCUCUACAGGUAUCAAAUUUACUGUUCACCGUUUUGAAAAUGCUGAAUUAAGCAUCAACUUUGAACUACAAAUGAGAAGUUCCAACAAAGUUAAUUCCAACAGUAACUUGAUUGACCUUCAGAUUGACAUAAGUGCAGUGGCUCGAGUACAGAUCAGAGGAGUUUCUCAUCCACCACAAAUUGUUUUGCCAAUUCAUAACUGGGAACCAAAGGAAGAACCAACCAAAGAAGAUGACAUUGGACCUUUAGUGGAGCAUAUAUAUGAGUUGCACAAUGCUGGGCCCAGCGCCAUCAAUGAUACUCUCUUGUAUGUGGAAUGGCCAGUCCUGAGCAGAGAGGAAUUCCUCCUUUAUAUCCUGCAUAUUCAGACACAUGGACCAUUGCAAUGUCAGACAAGCUCUUCUAUCAACAGUUUAGAAAUAAAGUUUGCGGUCCCGCAGGACACGCCGGAACUAGCUGCUUUUUUGCGCAACUCCUCGAUUCCUCACUAUGUUGGGCGGAGGGAAGUCAAAGCCUCAGAGCAUCAAACAAACUCUGCAAAAAUUCUGAACUGUACAAAUGUGGAGUGCCUAAUAAUCACCUGUUCGGUAGGACUGUUAGAAAGAGGGAAAAGUGCUGCUCUUAAAAUACGGUCUCGGUUAUGGGCCUCAACAUUUCUGAAGAGAAAAAAUCACCACUACUCUCUUUCUAUCAAUGUGUCCUUCGAAGUAAAGAAAAUGCCAUACAAAGUUCAGCCUGCAGGACUCCUUGAAGACAGUUUAGUGAUAAGCACAUCUGUUAUUUGGGCCACUCCAAAUAUUUCCUUUAUAAUCCCUCUGUGGGUUAUAAUAUUAGCCAUACUCUUAGGACUGCUGGUUCUGGCUAUGUUGACUUUAGCUUUGUGGAAGUGUGGCUUUUUUGACAGAGCUAGGCCUCCUAGAGAUGACAUGGCUGACAGGGUCCAACUGACGAGUGACAAGACUACUGACACAUAGAAGAGGAGAUUUAAUUGAGGCAGAGAGUCCUGAUCAAGACCAGAACUAUGCUAGAGAUUUCAUCUACCAGCAUCCUUCCUUUGAAU
Messenger RNA from Euleptes europaea (tarantolino), 3065 nucleotides. It is a transcript of the gene ITGA8, whose product is annotated as integrin subunit alpha 8. Lineage: Eukaryota; Metazoa; Chordata; Lepidosauria; Squamata; Sphaerodactylidae. The transcript is spliced from 29 exons. The coding region runs from base 1 to 2979 and encodes 992 amino acids. The record is from RefSeq and is a predicted model, not a curated record. Gene Ontology annotation, molecular function: integrin binding. Gene Ontology annotation, cellular component: external side of plasma membrane; integrin complex. Gene Ontology annotation, biological process: cell adhesion mediated by integrin; cell-cell adhesion; integrin-mediated signaling pathway.